UCAUGGCCCAUUAUGGGGGGUUUUCCCGCCAUAAGCUGCAAUUGCAAAACCGUUUCAUUUUCAGAUGACGACGACGAGAACAAUCCCAAUUGAAAUCAAUUUGGUAACAAAAUUUCAAAUGUUGCAAACCCUAGUAGUACCCUCGAGCCUACGCUUCGCGAAUCGAAUAUUCCUCCGAAGAUUCACCAUUGUUCGUGCAUUCUCUUCCUCCUCCAACUAUGUAGAUCAGUCACGUGGUGGCCUCCCUCGAUUCUACUCCGAAACUCUUCCUGCUUCAAAGGGUAAUGUUAUUCGUGUAAAAGGUGAUGAAUUCUGGCACAUGACAAAAGUGUUGAGGUUGUCAACCAAUGAUAGGGUACAGCUCUUCAAUGGGAAAGGUGGUUUGGUAGAAGGAUGCAUACAGAACAUUGACCGAACUGGACUUGAUUUUGUUGCAUCGACUGAUCUGAAGUUAGUGCCUCCACAGAAUUCACAAUGGCAUGUAUUUGCUGGUUUUGGUACUCUGAAGGGUGGCCGUGCUGACUGGCUUGUAGAGAAGUGUACUGAACUUGGAGCCAGUAGUGUUACUCCUCUAUUGACUGAACGUUCUGCAUCAAUCUCAGAAAAUCGGGUGGACAGACUGGAACGUGUCAUUUUGGCAGCAUCUAAACAAUGUCAACGACUGCAUGAAAUGAUCCUAAAACCUCCUGUAGAGAUUGGUGAUCUUUUGCAUCUUGUAAGUGUUUCAUUCUUUCUACUUGGCAAGAAAUUCGGGCAUGAAUUGAAGUUAUUUGAGAAGAAAAUUAGCCAGUGCAUAAUUGCGCAAUCAAAGCUAUCUCUUGUUGCAACAGCAGAAGCAACUCCUGUUCUUAAUGCAUUGACAUCAUUGGGAAAAGAAUGUAGCGGCUUAAUCAUAGUCGGGCCAGAAGGCGAUUUCACAGAGAAAGAAGUGAAUAUGAUGAUGGAAGCAGGUGCUAAAGCUGUUGGUCUAGGGCCUCAUCGUCUUCGAGUUGAAACUGCCACGAUAGCAUUUCUGGCUACCGUCAUGUUAUGGUCUGACUCUCAACAAACUUCUGUCUCUUGACUCACCUGUUUAUGUAUGUCAAGUCAUGUAUGAUUGUGUUAAAGUAACACUAUAUAUUUUGUAUUUCUUGUCUGUUAGAUAUAAUUAUUCUAAAUUACAUUGGGGAUGAAAAUGACAUUUUUCUAUUUGAGUUGGGGAAAUGGAGAUAAUGCAUUGAAUGUUUUUAGGUC
Molecule: messenger RNA, 1233 nt
Organism: Cicer arietinum (chickpea)
Lineage: Eukaryota; Viridiplantae; Streptophyta; Magnoliopsida; Fabales; Fabaceae
Biological process (GO): rRNA base methylation
Molecular function (GO): rRNA (uridine-N3-)-methyltransferase activity
Source: RefSeq, a predicted model, not a curated record